AUGAACAAUAGGGAUAUUGAGGCGGGUGAUCAUCAGUAUCAUGAUCUUGAGCUGCCUCAAUAUCCUUCUAUUAGCUCAUCAGCUGAUCAUGAUACUGUGAUUAAUGAUGACUAUUUUGAGCUCGACGAAUGGCUUGAGAUGGAAAUAGUAGGCUAUGGAGACAUGGAAACAGACGGUGAUGGUAUUGAGCCAAUUGAGGAUGAACUUUAUAGGAGUUUGUUCGAAUCCAUGGAAACAUAUGAGGCCACGACCAAACCCGCAAGUAAAUCUGCAAUAGAAAAGUUGGAGAAAGUGAGACUCGAGAGUGUGGAAGCUGCGAGACAUGCCGGCUUAUGUGCUGUUUGUAUGGAGGACUUUGAAGCCGGAAAUGAAGCUACUCGCUUGCCUUGCUUACAUUUAUAUCACCGACACUGUGUUGUUCCCUGGUUGGAGAUCAAUCAUCGAUGCCUGAUGCCGCUUCCCCAUGCCACUUGGUGA
Molecule: messenger RNA, 477 nt
Organism: Argentina anserina (silverweed cinquefoil)
Lineage: Eukaryota; Viridiplantae; Streptophyta; Magnoliopsida; Rosales; Rosaceae
Product: E3 ubiquitin-protein ligase RING1-like
Exons: 1
Coding region: 1-477 (158 amino acids)
Biological process (GO): protein ubiquitination
Cellular component (GO): cytoplasm
Molecular function (GO): ubiquitin protein ligase activity
Source: RefSeq, a predicted model, not a curated record